This is a messenger RNA of Gossypium arboreum, 3895 nucleotides long. Its product is annotated as pleiotropic drug resistance protein 3-like. Gene Ontology annotation, cellular component: membrane. Gene Ontology annotation, molecular function: ATP hydrolysis activity; ATP binding; ABC-type transporter activity. The record is from RefSeq and is a predicted model, not a curated record. Lineage: Eukaryota; Viridiplantae; Streptophyta; Magnoliopsida; Malvales; Malvaceae.
AAUUCUCUAAAAACCAUGAUUUCUGUAUCAGCCAAACUGAUGGGUUCAAAAUCACACCAAGCUAACAUAUGCCUUAUUAGUGAUAUCAAUGGCAUCAUAAAAACCGGAAGGAUGACUCUACUACUUGGUCCUCCAGGAUGUGGGAAGACCUCCUUGUUGAAGGCACUUUCUGGAAAUCUAGACCAAUCGCUUCAGCUCACAGGGGAAGUUUCAUAUAACGGAUACAAACUGGAAGAGUUCGUGCCCCAGAAAACUUGUGCAUAUGUAAGUCAAAAUGACUUUCACAUUUCUGAGAUGACAGUGAGGGAAACACUUGAUUUCUCAUCCCAUUGUCAGGGUGUAGGAAGCCGUGCAGAGAUGAUGAUGGUAGUCAGUAAAAGAGAGGCAGAGGCAGGAAUUGUCCCCGAUCCAGUAAUUGAUGCUUAUAUUAAGGCAACAUCUGUCAAAGGGCUAGAGGCAACACUUCAAACUGACUACAUAUUAAAAAUCCUUGGACUCGAUAUGUGCGCUGAAACAUUUGUUGGUGAUGCCUUAAGAAGAGGUAUCUCUGGUGGCCAGAAGAAAAGAUUGAGUACAGGGGAAAUCGUUGUAGGUCCCAUAAAAACUUUGUUUCUGGAUGAAAUAACAAAUGGACUUGACAGUUCCACUGCCUUUCAGAUUGUUGCUUGUCUUCAGCAGCUUGUACACAUGAUGGAUGCUACUCUGUUAGUUUCACUGCUACAGCCCGCACCAGAAACUUUUGAUCUCUUCGAUGAUAUUAUCUUGAUGGCAGAAGGGAAAAUUUUGUAUCACGGACCACGCUAUCACAUUCUAGACUUUUUCAAGAACUGUGGGUUUAGAUGUCCUCCACGGAAAGCGGUUGUGGACUUCCUUCAGGAGGUUGUAAGCAAGCAAGAUCAAGCACAAUACUGGUAUAACACUGAGCUUCCCUACUCAUACUUUUCAGUUGAUGUGUUCUCCAGGAAAUUUAAGGCAUCCUCCUUGGGGAAGAAGAUAGAUGAGGAUCUCUUAGAACCGUACGACAAAUCCCAAUGCCAUAAAGAUGCCCUUUCCUUUACUAAGUAUUCUGUUUCUAAAUGGGAAAUCUUUAGAGCUUGCAUGUCAAGGGAGCUUCUUCUUUUCAGAAGGAACUCAAUUUUUUACGUAUUCAAAAUAACUCAGCUUGUAAUCAUAGCAUGCGUCACAAUGACAGUAUUUUAUAAGACACGGAUGGAUAUCGAUAUUGUUCAUGCAAAUUACUACCUGGCUGCGCUGUUUUACACGCUCAUGAUACUUGUGGUGGAUGAGCUUCCGGAGGUGUACAUGACAAUUUCAAGACUUCAAGUUUUCUACAAGCAGAAAAUGUUAUGCUUUUACCCAGCUUGGGCUUAUGCAAUUCCAGCAGUCAUUGUAAAGCUUCCCAUGCCUUUUUUGCAAUCCCUGAUUUGGAUAUCUAUCACUUAUUUCGUGAUGGGAUACACUCCUGAGGUUUCAAGGUUUUUCCGCCAGUUUGUGACAUUUGUUGCUGUGCAAUUAGCAGGAAUAUCCUUGUUCCGAUUCGUGGCCUCCGUCUUCCAGAAUUUUCAUUCUGCUGUGGCAGCUUCUGGCCUCAUUAUCUUUUUACACUAUUUAUUCUGUGGCUUUGUAAUCCCACGGCCAUCCUGGCCAGGUUGGAUGAAGUGGCUUUUUUGGGUUUCUCCUAUGUCAUAUGCAGAGAUAGCACUUUCUGGAAAAGAACUACUUGCACCACGAUGGCAACAGAUGCUGACCUUGCGCACUACAAUAGGACAAGCAACAUUAGAGAGUCGUGGACUAAACUUCGAUCAAGCUUCUUUCUGGAUAGCAAUAGCUGCCUUGUUUGGUUUUACUAUGGUUCAAAACAUAGGGUUCACCUUAGACUUAGGUUUCUUGAAGGCUCCUGGAUGGUCUCGUGUUAUUAUUUCACGUGAAAAGCUUUCCAAGAGACAGAAGGAAGAUUCCACUGGAGGUGAAGAUAUGGAGAAUGGAUCAAGCCAUAUAAAUUCCAAUGGUAAGAAACCAGCUAGCAGGAUGGUAUUACCUUUCGAACCACUGACAUUAACUUUUCAGGAUGUGCAAUACUAUAUCGACACUCCUUUGGAAAUGAGAAAAAAAGGAUACACUGAGAGAAAGUUGCAACUCAUUUCAAAUGUUACCGGAACAUUAAGGCCUGGUAUUCUAACAGCAUUGAUGGGUACUAGCGGAGCAGGAAAAACCACUCUUCUUGAUGUCCUUGCAGGUAGAAAAACUAUAGGCUGCAUACAAGGAGAAAUUAAAGUUGGUGGAUACCGUAAGGUUCAAGAAACAUUUGCUAGGAUAUCUGUUUAUUGUGAACAAAAUGACAUUCAUUCUCCACAAAUCACUGUAGAAGAAUCUUUAAUUUUUUCGGCUUCAUUGCGCCUGCCUUCUCAUAUUGACUCAAAAACUAAAGCUGAAUUUGUUAAAGAAGUUCUUGAAAUUGUGGAGCUCAACGAUGUCAAGGAUGCCUUAGUUGGGAUACCUGGUCUUUCUGGUUUAUCAACAGCUCAAAGGAAGCGGCUUACAAUAGCGGUAGAGCUUGCUGCUAAUCCCUCUGUAAUUUUCAUGGAUGAACCUACAACUAGCUUGGAUGCAAGAGCUGCCAUUGUCAUGCGUGCAGUGAGGAAUGUAGCUGAUACAGGUCGAACAAUUAUUUGCACAAUCCACCAACCAAGCAUUGAUAUAUUUGAAACAUUUGAUGAGUUGAUUCUUCUGAAAACUGGUGAGUUUAUCUACUUUGGCCCAUUAGGUGAACAUUCUUGUAAAGUUAUACAGUAUUUGGAGGGUAUCCCCGGGAUGCCCAAGAUUAAAGACAAUAUCAAUCCAGCAACAUGGAUGCUAGAGGUAACCUCCCCGUUUGUGGAGGCUGAACUUGGGGCUGAUUUUUUGGAAAUUUACAAGAAAUCUACUUUAUAUGAGAACAACAAAGAGCUUGUAAGGCAGUUGAGUGACCCACCCCCUGGUUCAAGAGAUCUUCAUUUUCAAACCAAAUUUUCACAAAGUUGCUGGGGCCAGUUUAAUUCUUGCCUAUGGAAACUACAUUUGGCCUAUUGGAGAAGUCCUUCAUAUAACUUGACACGUCUCUUGCAGACUGUUAUACUAUCUUUGGCUUUGGGCUUAGUAUUUUGGAACCAAGGACAAAAAAUAAAUAACCAGCAAAAUGUGUUCAAUGUUUUCGGUUCAAUGUAUGCUGCUCUGCUGUUUCUGGGUAUGAACAGCAGCUCAUCUGUCCAACCAUUUGUUGCCACAGAGAGGGUUGUUAUGUAUCGAGAAAUAUUUGCAGGAAUGUACUCUUCUUGGGCUUAUGCAUUAGCACAGGUGACAAUUGAGGUACCCUAUCUAUUUAUCCAAGCUCUUGUGUUUGAGGCUAUCACAUAUCCUAUGAUUGGCUAUUAUGGAUCACCGUAUACUCUUGUGUUUGUGUCAUUGACACCAGAAGUCACAAUAGCUGGAGCUUUAUCAUCUGCCUUCUAUCCGCUGCUUAAUCUUUUCUCUGGCUUUUUGAUUCCUCAACCGCAAAUCCCAAAAUGGUGGGUGUGGUUGUAUUAUCUAAUGCCUUCAUCAUGGACAUUGAAUUGCUUGCUCACUUCACAAUAUGGAGAUGUAAAUGAUGAGAUUAUGGUAUUCGGUGAAGCCAAGACAGUUGCUUCUUUGCUAGAAAAUUAUUUUGGGUUUCAUCAUGACCGCUUACCUAUUACAGCAAUCCUUCUGGCUUCCUAUUCCCUAAUCUUUGCAACCCUUUUUGCAUUUUUCCUUUCACGUUUAAAUUUUGAGAGAAGGUGAAUUUCUCCAUCCCAUAAGGAUGAAAUUGUUGUACAUUGACUUACACAUUAUGUAACUUCCUUUAUUAUGGUCUUAUAGUCUGAUAAGCUUUUCAAGA